UUCGCUUCCCGGCAGCUGCCUGGGGCGGCUACUCUAGUUGCCAUAGCGACCAUUUUACGUUAACCGACUUUUAGCUUUCAUUCCAGUGUCCCGGCGACUGCUGGGACAGUUCUUUUCCCUCGUGGCUCCCUGCGGCGGAAGAGCCUUAGCAGGCUCGGGGCUGGUCAAGGCCUCUUGCCCCUCGGAGCAGAAUGGCUGCGGAAGAAGAGGAGGAGGUGGAGUGGGUGGUGGAGAGCAUCGCGGGCUUCCUACGAGGCCCGGACUGGUCCAUUCCCAUCUUGGACUUUGUGGAGCAGAAAUGUGAAGUUUUUGAUGAUGAAGAAGAAAGUAAAUUGACCUAUACAGAGAUUCAUCAGGAAUACAAAGAACUCGUUGAAAAGCUGUUAGAAAGUUAUCUCAAAGAGAUUGGAAUUAAUGAAGAUCAAUUUCAGGAAGCAUGCACUUCUCCUCUUGCAAAGACUCGUACAUCACAGGCCAUUUUGCAACCUGUAUUGGCAGCAGAAGAUUUUAAUAUCUUUAAAGCAAUGAUGGUCCAGAAAAACAUUGAAAUGCAGCUGCAAGCCAUUCGAAUAAUUCAAGAGAGAAAUGGUGUGUUACCUGACUGUUUAACAGAUGGUUCUGAUGUGGUUAGUGACCUUGAACAGGAAGAAAUGAAAAUCCUGAGGGAAGUUCUUAGAAAAUCAAAAGAAGAAUAUGAACAAGAGGAAGAAAGGAAGAGAAAGAAACAGUUAUCAGAAGCUAAGACAGAAGAACCCUCAGUACAUGCUAGUGAAGCUACAAAAGUGACUAACUCCCAAGAGGAUGGCGAGCACUUUGCACACCCACUCUCAGAAGUUAAAGUGCAUUUUGCUAAUCGGUCAAUACAACCAUUGGCAAGAAAGCUGGAAAUGUUGCCUGAAACUUCCUCCCUCCCCCAGAAAGGACUGAAGAUGGCUGGCUUAGAACAUACAAGCAUGGAAGGACCAAUAGCAAAUUUAGCUGCACUUGGAACAGAAGAACUGCGCCAACGAGAACACUAUCUGAAGCAGAAGAGAGACAAGUUAAUGUCAAUGAGAAAGGAUAUAAGGAUUAAGCAGACAGAAAAUAAUGAGCAAAAAGGAAAUCCUGCAGGGGAAGUAGAGGAAAUGACAGAGAAACCAGAAAUGACAGCAGAGGAGAAGCAAACAUUACUAAAGAGGAGACUGCUUGCAGAAAAACUAAAAGAAGAAGUUAUCAAUAAGUAAUAAUUUCCUGAAACAAUAUAGCAAACAAGCAGUUCCGAUUUUCUUAAAAAUAAAUUAUUUAAUCCUUA
Messenger RNA from Orycteropus afer afer, 1291 nucleotides. RefSeq names its product cilia and flagella associated protein 36 (gene CFAP36). The record is from RefSeq and is a predicted model, not a curated record. NCBI's taxonomy places the organism in Eukaryota, Metazoa, Chordata, Mammalia, Tubulidentata, Orycteropodidae. Gene Ontology annotation, cellular component: axoneme; ciliary base.